This is a messenger RNA of Ostrea edulis (European flat oyster), 4317 nucleotides long. RefSeq names its product echinoderm microtubule-associated protein-like 1. Gene Ontology annotation, cellular component: mitotic spindle. Bases 1 to 3612 code for a protein of 1203 amino acids. Gene Ontology annotation, biological process: microtubule cytoskeleton organization. Gene Ontology annotation, molecular function: calcium ion binding; microtubule binding. The transcript has 26 exons. NCBI's taxonomy places the organism in Eukaryota, Metazoa, Mollusca, Bivalvia, Ostreida, Ostreidae. The record is from RefSeq and is a predicted model, not a curated record.
AUGGAACCGUGUGCUGGUAUAGAAUCCUUUAUCCGGGCGGAACAGUUUACCAAAUUUUCACCAGAUGGAUUAUAUAGAAUUCAAACUAAAAACCAAAGUGCACAUUCGCGCGAGGAUAAAGACAAGGAGCGGAGAAAUAAUUUGAUGAUUUUGCCAGAAAUGACGUGUAAACCAGCCAAAAUCCGAGACUCACGAAAAAGUACACGCUUACCAUCAGAGGACAGCUCCUCCGGUGAGUCUAUAGUGAUGGGAAUCCCCAGUAAACGCGAUACAGGGACGUCACGAGGACGCACAAGGAAUCCCCGCGGUAAACAGGGAAGGAACAAAGUGGACAUUUCAGAAACGACAGUUGGGGGAUUAAAUGGGAAGAAGGUCAAAAGGGUUCCAAAAGCAACCGAGAUUACAACCGGAAACUCGCCUACAAUGAAUUCUCCUACCAUACCAACACAAGAGCAAAUCAACCCAGAGGAAAAGUUCCAACGAAUUCUGUCAGAAAAUCUGAGAGAUUACAGCAGACAGCGAAUGCGAGCCCUCCACAUGAGCCUUCGCCAUUUCAGCAAUGUUGAGGCCCGUAUUACACAGAAGGAACUGACCCAAGCUUUCCAGGACAACCAGAUGAAGCUAUCCGGUCGAGUUAACCAAUAUUUGAUUGAUAGGUUUGAGGACAACAGAGGCAUUGACUGCGAAUAUCUGUAUAGAUUCCUUACAGAGGCCCAUCUCCAGUCAGGAAGAGAUAGUGUGAUAGCAUUACAGAGAAGAAAUUAUCUGGAAACUCAGACGGAAGUGACAUCAGAGGAGCGAGAUGCUGAUCUAAUUCUUCGUUUGGAACAGCUGUUGAUUGACAACCAAGGAUACAUUAACAUUGAGGCCCUGCGCGAAAACUUCCAGAUCACAGAUAAUGACAAAAGUGGAAAAAUCGACAGAAACGAGGUCGUUGACAUAUGCAGCCGACAUCAUACCCCGUUGUACGGUGCAUUGUUUAAAAGCCUGCUACGGCGCUGUGACGAGGAGGGAAACAACAUCGUGAGCUGGCCUGAGUUCCUUAACUUCCUUGAUCUGGCGCAGCAAAAUGCGCAGAAAAAGAAUCCAAGUCUCCUUGAAAUUCCACGAAAGAUCAGAUCUCGUACACCUGUCACUCCCAGUGCCAUUGAUGAACUCUCAGAGGAAACGAAAUCCAGACUUGUCAGUAAAUUACGCAAAAAGGUUUCACUGGUAAAAGAUCGAGCUUUAUCACUGAAGCAGAGUGAAGAAACACAAAAAACGAUGGAAAUGAAUGGUGAUACUCCUCGUGGGGAAGAACGAGAAAAAACGCCAGUUACGGAGGAACGAAAAAGAAUAGUGGCAAGCAAACGAAAAUCAGAACCAGACAUGAACACAACAGUUUUAGAAAGUGUUGAUACGGAUAAUGACUUUGAAAGUCAACUUACGUCAUCACCACCACCCUUGAUGUCUGAAUCACCAAACACGUGUACAGAAGAGACGUCUGAACACAUUACCGGUCCAACCACUCAGCCGGAAUGCAGUCAGUCGGCACCAUUACUACCAGCCAGUGAAGCUCCAGUCCUGAUAGAAGAUAGUAACAAUACAGAAAAUCUACCGUCUUUACCGUCAGAAAAUGUCGCUGAUUGUGCAGGUUCAACGCUUGCUCAAAAUAAGCAUGGAAAUCUUACAUUUUCUAUAACGACGAAAGGUCGUCGAAUAGAUUUUCAGUCGCCCUGUGGCAUCAGUAAUGAUCACGUGGUUCUUGAUCCACCAACCCAGAGACUGAAACUAGACUGGGUAUACGGUUACCGGGGCAACGAUUGUCGUAGUAAUAUAUAUGUUUUAGCAACUGAUGAGAUUGUGUACUUUGUGUCCAACAUUGCAGUGUUGUACAACAGACAGACACACAAACAAAGACAUUACCGCGAACACAGCGAGGACAUCAAAUGUCUCGCCGCGCAUUCCAAUAGGAAUAUAGUUGUAACUGCACAACGUACCAGCAACACAUGCCCACAGAAGCAGGCAUGCAUCCGGGUAUGGAGAGCUGAUACCUUGCAUACGACAUACGUUCUGGGAGCGGGAAUGUUUCAGAAAUCAGUGGUGGCAGUGGCAUUUUCAGGUUCAUCUGACCUGUUAGCAGCAGUGGAUGACAGUCCAGAAAAGCGCCUGACAUUGUGGGACGUCAGUUCAGGGACACUGAAGGGCGACACUGUCGUAAAUACUGAAGUUAUAUGUGAUCUACAGUUCAAUACAAAAUAUCCGGAGCUUUUGGUGAUUUCCGGGAAAGAGCACCUGUCGUGGUGGAAGAUUUAUCCAGACUCUCACGUGAUUCAGCCUUUUGCACAACCAGACUACGAGAACUAUCUCCGGGCAAAAUACGUGAUAUGUUUGGCCCACAAUGAGCGCGGGGACCUGAUGACGGGGGAUUCUAAUGGCACAGUGUACGUGUGGGGCGACGGAGGGAACAAAAUCACAAACUUCAUUAAACACGCUCAUGACGGUCCAGUGUUUACAGUUUUGUGUAUGAAGUCCUAUAUUUUGACGGGAGGGAGGGAUGGUUUCAUCUACUGCUGGCAGUUCAACAAAAACAUGGACAAGGACGGGAUGCUCCAGCUGCCCAAGUCAGAGGGCGGGGUCAGGUUAUUAUCUCUCCAUGAUGAGGUGAUUCUUAUUGGCACCACAGUGAACUCCAUGCUGUCCAUCACAUCAUCAAAGAAACAUAGUCCACUGAAAGGCGUGGCACUCGAUCAAGUCCCUAUUACACAGGGCCAUUUCAGUGAAGUACGGGGCUUGGCUGUGAUCUCUGGGAGUGUGACUUUGGGUAGCAUUGUGACUGCGGGGACGGACGGUAUUCUGUGUUGGUAUAAUCCCCACGGCAGGGAUCCAGUGUGUAAACUUGUCCUCAAGGGGGUUCAGUUUCUCUGUGUGGACGCUCUGCCAUCAGGUGCACGCCUAGCUCUUGGGACCAGAACUGGACAUGUGGUUAUCCUUGACAUAGAAGGCGUGUCCAGUACGGAAGCAUUCAACCAGAAACUCUGUAAGGACAAAAUCACUACCGUGAAAUUCUCUCCUGGCGGAGGCUUUGUGGCUGCCGGGUCAGCGGACUGCUGCAUUUACAUCUGUUCUCUGAUCGAUAAAGAAGACGGUUUAAAGUGCUGGGAAUUAACCGGAAAAUUCAAGGACCAUACCGGCCCACUACAGGCUCUGGACUGGUCUACCGAGCCGAGGAAUUCCUCCUACCUGAUAAAAAGCUGUACCUCAGUACCAGAACAGUUUGUCUGGAAUGUUUCCGAUUUCUGUCUCACGGACAAACUGGACACGCUGUCGGUAAAAUGGCAUUCAGAGACGUGCCCGGUGGAUGUGAGUAUGUGCGGGCUGUGGAGCUCUAAGCAGGCCCGUAACAACGAGGUCCACUGCAUGACUAUCCACCCUAACAACGGCCUGGUGGCCAUUGGGGACUCGAGUGGACACAUCAGUCUCUUCAGAUAUCCCUACUUCAAACAGGGAGCUUUCUGUCAUACUUACAAAGGUCACAGCUGUGUUAGGAACCUGGUGUUCAGCGAGGAUGGACAGUGCUUGUUUUCUGUUGGUGGUCGAGAUUUAGCUAUUUUACAAUGGGAAGUGACGUAGUACCUUAAAUUCCUUGGAAACAUGUUCUAAGUUUUCAAAUUACUAAAGAAUUCUUGCCACAUAUCAGGAUUUUACCCAAAUAACGUCACAAUGCGCACGAUAUUGCUUUGGUGUAAAUACUCCAUUACUCCUGCAUGUAUAGUUGAGUUUAGGAAAAUGUUAAAUAUAAAAUCUUUGAAGAAGAAAAAACACUAGUUGAAGAUUUGGGAAUGAAGAAAAGAAUAUUUUUGCAAAAGAAAGUAAAUAAAUUUAAAUACUUAAUGCCUACACAGCUUUCCUGGAAAAAGAAAACAAAAACUUGAAUUGUAAAACAAAUGCAUUACAAGGCAGAACACCUACCAAUUUUUUUAAACUUAAGCUAUGAGGAGAUCAAAUUACUUACAAUAUGACCUGCAAAGGAUUUGUACAUGAGCAUUUAGUUUUUUACAUGAUCUUUAGUUUUGUACAUAUCCAUUUUGUACAUACUGAUGUAUUAACCAUUUAUACUCAAAGUUAAUGUUUAAUGCAUGUGGAACAUCCCCAAACUUUCACAUGUAAGAUCGGGCUAAUUUUGUUGCAGGUAAAUUCUAGCUGUUUUGUGCAAAUGUUUUUUAAAAAAAAAUGUUUAAUUCUUGGAAAAUGCUUAUAACAUGCAUGUCUUUUUGAUAGCAACAAGGUAAUGAUUUAUAGAAUGUAGAUAGAUAAAAAUAAAUCUAUGAAACAUUC